Molecule: messenger RNA, 2931 nt
Organism: Doryrhamphus excisus (bluestripe pipefish)
Lineage: Eukaryota; Metazoa; Chordata; Actinopteri; Syngnathiformes; Syngnathidae
Gene: nup42
Product: nucleoporin 42
Molecular function (GO): metal ion binding
Source: RefSeq, a predicted model, not a curated record
GACGUCAUCACUCUACGACGCUUCCUCCCAUAAACGAAAACAAACGCAGCAAUCCCUACCGAAAAUGCCGGUGUGUAACUUUUUUCUCCAGGGGCGUUGUCGUUAUGGCGAAAAAUGUUGGAAUGAACACCCGAGAGGAGGAGGAGGAGGUGGUGGUGGAGGAUACAACAACAGCUACAACCGCUCCUCGGCUCCGCAGCAGUCCAGAGGAGGUGGUGGAGGGUUUGGAAACAAGGUUUGGGUGAAUCCCUCUCAACAAAAAGGAGGCUUCGGCCAGCAAGCGUCCCCCCGUGGGAAUGAUCAGUGGGGUGGGAGAGGACGUGACGUGAAGAGCUCCGACUUUAGCUUUGCUUCUUCAAACAGAUUUUCGACACUCAACAACCACGACGACUAUGAAAGGGGGGGAAGAGGGGGAGGAGGAGGAGGAGGAGGAGCGGCACCAGGUGAAGAAGAUGAUGAACAAAAACUGGAGAUCAUUCAAAGUGACAUGAAGGUUUGGGAGAGCUCUGGCCAGUGGGGUUUUUCAUGUUAUAGUGGCUUCAAGGCACCAUUAUCCGGUUUUACUGACCUAUCUCCAGAAGAGCUGAGGCUUGAAUAUUACUCCUCCAAAGCAUCUGGAGAGCUGCAGAGUUAUCUCAAUGGUGUCAAUCAGUUGCUCACUCAGUGGAGAAACAGAGUCCAGGAGCUGAAGAUAAUGAAUCAAUCUACUCGUGUGGCUUUGCUUGCAGAACUGAGAAAUCCAGCACCUCAGAGAUCGUCAAGUGGCUUUGGCUCAACACCAAUUGGAUUUGGGUCCUCUUCCUUAGAUUUCGGUAGUAAAGGGUUUGGAGCACAACCCCCAGCCCAAGCAAGUAACUUCAGUUUCGCCUCCCCAGCGGGUGGAUUUGGUUCCUCAGCAGCCCCCGCUUCCUGCCCAACUUUCGGCAGUGCCAUCCCAGCUACGACACAGCCACCCUCUGGGUUCGGCUCCUCCUCAUCUGCAGGUUCUGCUACCCCUUCAGCGUCUUCAUUCUCCUUCGCUGGCCCGUCCAGUGGCAAACCCGCUGCUUCGUCUUCAGGAUUCGGCUCAGCUGCAAAUUUCAGCUUCUCCACCACCGCAAACAACAGCAAAGCGCCGUUCGGAAGCGGUUUCGGUUCUGAGGCAGCUGUGGGAAGUUUAUUUGGACAGACUCAUUCCGCCCCACCUGCAUCGGCAGGCUCUGAUGGUCUGUUCACCUCAGAGAGCGAACUGACCCAGGAUGAGCUCGGGCAGUUCAAAGCACAGAGGUUCACUUUGGGCCAGGUUCCUCUGAAGCCGCCUCCUGCUGCGAUUCUUCUGGUUUGAUGCUCUAAUGUAUUAUUCAUACUCAAGUACUAUGUGGCUUUAAGAUAGUUACUUCAAAAUUAGUCCAACCCCAUGAAUUUGUAGACACAUUUUAGUAUAAAUAUAUUGCUAUUUUUGAACAAUUGAAUGAUUCUCCUAGUGUGGCAAUACUCUGGACAAAUAUUUAGUUGGUGAACGCGUACCCUUUGGCAAUGAGUUAUUUCAAGCAUACAGUUAAGGAAUCUGAAAAGGAGUAGGAAGCAACAAGGCCUAUUGCCUCUUCAGAGCCCCUUCAUGGCACAUUAGUGAUAUAUGUUAGCAGGAGAUAACACAAGAAUGUGUCAAAAGCUGUGUUUGGAGAAAUUGCAGAAAAAUAUUUGCACCAUUCCAAAAGAGGCACACAAUCUGCUGGAUAUUUCUAUCUUGUGUGUUUUAAGGAUUGUAAUGUAGUCAUACAUAACCUGUUUGUAUUUGUGCAACGUUUUACAGGAACUCUAUGAUGCAGCCUUUGCGGUUGUCAUGUUGACUGAUGGUCUGAACAUGCAGACCACUGCUUGCUGACGAAUGCCAAUGAGCUGGUUGGGGAUUCAUGGACGGUAUUAAUGUUUGAUGGGGACCUCAUUCCACUCGACCCUCCUUUGGUGCCGCGGUGGAGAACAAAAGGCUUUGCGAGUGCAACGCUUAAUUGUGUUGUGCCAGUGUGGUUGGUCUUUGGGGAGUGGAACAUCGAUCUGAGGCUCCAUAGAUUUAUGUCUGUGACUUUCAGCUUUGGUUUGUCGUGUUCAGGCCCAAGGUUUGUAAUGGCAUCCGUUUUUUAUGCAUUUCUUGACUUCAGAAUAAGAUGACCGGGAAUAUUGGAUGACUCCUCUUUCUUAGGAGCUGUUUUGGGAAAUACUGAAAGUUUUAAAAUUGCUGUAUAGAUAAUAAAACAUUUAUAAGCUUGCAACAUUUAAGAUACUUUUUAAAGCAAGUCAGUGUUGGCAGGUCAGUAGUGUGUGUGAGUUACAGGAAGAAAAGCUCUGACCUGCUUGGAGAGAAGGACUUUCAGUGUCAACUUCUGGUUUGCCUUGAAAAGGUUAGACCAAGAUGACUGGACUUUUAUUGCAUUUUUAAGCAAAUUUUAUGUAUUUUGCCCAACAAUAAGCACUUUCAAUCAUAAAAAUAGCUAAAUUAAUGAAAAUACAAAUAAGGGAUUCAGUAGUAGUAUUCUUCCCUGGUCACUCAGUGUCAGUAAUGUUACUGUAAUGUCCACACAUGUACCAGACUUCAUUGCCAUAACAACAGCCUUUUAUUGCAGCUCUGAACCAUCUCACAGCAUGACAGGAUACCAUGGCGGCUGUAACCCACGUCAAUCUGAAACUCAACUCACUUCCUGUCUGACCGCCACUCAACCUCCCUUGCGAACACAUUUCCAGCUACACACACGAGCACAGGUCAUAAAUAUGUCUAAUUAUUUACUAUUUACUUAUUAUAUUGUCUGCUAUAUAGAGUACUGACCAUAAUAAGCUAUGUUAAUAAUAUAUAUAUAUGGACAAAUUGUGCCUUUAUUAAUGAGGCUGAUGGUAAUUUAACAGUUGUGGUGAACCUGAUGUCCUCAGGGCAUUUCCUGCACCCCUCUGCUGCCCCCA